GCACCAGACCGACCAUUCCUUGACCGACGCCAGCAUGGGCUCCUCUGCCAUCACCACGAGCUUCCUCCUCUUUCUGGCGUUUCAGCUCCCAGGGCAAACAGGAGCAAAUCCUGUGUAUGGCUCUGUGUCCAAUGCAGACCUGAUGGAUUUCAAGAAUUUGCUGGACCGUUUGGAGGACAAGAUGCCUUUAGAAGAUGAGGCUGUGCCCUCACAAGUAUUAAGUGAGCAGAAUGAAGAAGCUGGGGCCCCUCUCAGCCCUCUUUCAGAGGUGCCUCCCUGGAUGGGGGAGGUCAACGCAGCCCAGAGAGAUGGGGGCGCCAUCGGGCGGGGACCCUGGGAAUCCUCCGAUAGAUCUGCCCUCCUGAAGAGCAAGCUGAGGGCACUGCUCACUGCCCCUCGGAGCCUGCGGAGGUCCAGCUGCUUCGGGGGAAGGAUGGACAGGAUUGGAGCCCAGAGUGGAUUGGGCUGCAACAGCUUCCGGUAUCGAAGAUAACAGCCAGGGAGGAAAAGGCAGGCCAGGCCCCGGGCAGUCUUCAAGAGAAUCCCCUGGGGUCUUCUCACUCAACUUUGUCGCAUCUGGUUGCCA
Messenger RNA from Capra hircus (goat), 586 nucleotides. RefSeq names its product natriuretic peptide A (gene NPPA). Gene Ontology annotation, cellular component: nucleus; extracellular region; cytoplasm. Gene Ontology annotation, biological process: receptor guanylyl cyclase signaling pathway; negative regulation of systemic arterial blood pressure; neuropeptide signaling pathway. Gene Ontology annotation, molecular function: hormone activity; hormone receptor binding. The record is from RefSeq and is marked provisional. Lineage: Eukaryota; Metazoa; Chordata; Mammalia; Artiodactyla; Bovidae.